Molecule: messenger RNA, 1045 nt
Organism: Phragmites australis (common reed)
Lineage: Eukaryota; Viridiplantae; Streptophyta; Magnoliopsida; Poales; Poaceae
Product: ethylene-responsive transcription factor ERF109-like
Exons: 1
Coding region: 64-855 (263 amino acids)
Biological process (GO): regulation of DNA-templated transcription; ethylene-activated signaling pathway
Molecular function (GO): DNA binding; DNA-binding transcription factor activity
Source: RefSeq, a predicted model, not a curated record
CCACUUCCCGCUUCAGUUCAGAGUUCAAACACACUCCAAGCCUCGACUCACCAAAGCUCGGACAUGACCAAGAAGCUCAUCUCCGCCAUGGCUGCGAAGCAAGAUCGCAAGGCGCAGGUCGACGAUCAGGGGAGACAGAUUUCGAGUUACGCAGAGGGCCGGUGGUUGAUCUCUCCCGAGCAGGAGCACGGCAUCAUUGUCGCGGCGCUGCGGCACGUCCUGUCCGGGUACAGCACGGCGCCGCCGGAGGUCGUCAUGGUGGCGGGCGGGGAGGUGUGCGGGAUGUGCGGCAUCGACGGCUGCCUCGGGUGCGACUUCUUUGCGGGUGAUCAUCAGGCGGGGGCGCCGGAGCUGGUACGGGAAGUGAACUUCGGCACGGGUCAAACGGCGACGGCGGUGGUGGGAGCAGCAGCAGGAGGGGAGAUGAAGCGGCGGACGAGGAAGAAGAACAUGUACCGCGGCGUGCGGCAGCGGCCGUGGGGGAAGUGGGCGGCGGAGAUCCGCGACCCACGGCGCGCGGCGCGCAAGUGGCUCGGGACGUUCGACACAGCGGAGGAGGCCGCCAGGGCCUACGACUGCGCCGCGCUCGAGUUCCGGGGACCGCGCGCGAAGCUCAAUUUCGCGUACCACGAGCCUUUGCCGAGCCAUGCCAAUUCUAUCACGACGGCGAAAACCGUGGUACUGACGCCGUCGCCGCUCAGUGCGGACGCCGAGGAGAGGACGCCGGAGGAGUGGCAGCUGGGUGGUGUGGACGAAGCGGGCGAUCAGCUGUGGGAAGGCCUGCAGGAUCUGAUGAAGCUGGAUGAGGCGGACCUCUGGUUCGCGCCAUUUUCCGGGGCAGUAUCUAGUAUUUGAGCGCUGUUGUACACAAGACUAAGAUCAGAUCUUGGAGUAGACUGACUGAGAACAAGAUUAUUUCGUAUAGCAUUGAACAAAGCAUAGCUAGUUGGUUCGUCGGAGUUGGAUCAAUUUGAUAGAGGAGUGACGUUCUUUUGUUGUGAAUUAAUGGAUACAUAAUUUUUUCAAUAGAUAUCUUUUUGGUGCA